AUGGACUUGGAUCCCACGCCCGACCACUACAAGGCCCUCGGCCUCGACAGGAGUGCCACCGCCGCGAUCAUCAAGUCCACAUACCGCAAACUGGUACUCAAGUGCCAUCCCGAUAAAGUCACAGACCCCGCAUUGAAGGAGCAGAAGCAGGAGGAGUUUCACCGCAUCCAGCAAGCCUACGAAUGUCUCAUCGACGACGAAAAGCGGGCUCACUACCACGCAGUCCUCGAGCUUGAGAAGCUGCGCAAGGAAAAGGCCGCAAGACAAGCCGCUGCGCCACGCGACAGGACUGCGCGCUUCGACGUCCCAACACCUGGUGGUUCGUCUUUUACCGCAAAUGGUCCCACGCGAUACGCCACCGAGUACCGCGCACCUCAAUCGUCGCGUGACGAUGCCAGCCGUUAUCAGGAGCGUGAGCGUGAGCGUGAACGCUCCCACCACCAAGCUUACACACCUAAGCCUACUGCGCCACCCCGAUCCAGCCGUGAAAAAGAGUCUUCAAAAAGCAGCAGAUAUGCCAAGGAAGACCGUGGUCGAUCAGAACGUGAAAAGCCACGUGCCAAGGAGGUCCGCAGCGACCGCAAAUUCGCAUCUGCUGAGAGUGAAUCAUCAGCCGAUGAGAAGGCGCGCCACGAAUCGGGAUACAAGAUUCGCACUGAAGAAGAUGCUCGUCGCAAGGCUGCUGAAGAGCGCCGAUCCUACGAAGAGGCACGCCACACCACUCUUCCCACUCACCGUAAGAUGAGCGUACAGGCUGAGGAGGCACUUCGCUACCAGCACAAGUCGCGCGCGCAGGUUGAAGAGGAGAUAACGUCAUCUCGCCCUAUGCCUGCUAGAGCAUCCUCGCGCGAUUACUAUGCCGCCGAGCCCCGCUCUUCCCGCCGCGAGUCUUCUCGCGCUGAGGCUCCCGUACGUAGGUCUUCUGCCAGGCCCAACAAGGACCGCCCUUCAAUGUCGCGUCGCGAAACCGAUCGAACCGAUCGCGGUAUUCCCGAGGUCGUAGAUUGGGCUGAGGAGAGGCGCACUGAAGAGAGGCGCCCUCCUAUGUUCAAGCACUCGACAUCGUCACCCAUUGAGCUUGGACGUGGAAUCCCGCAGCGUUCCUACACCGAACGACUACCACGACGUACUGAGACUUCACCGCCCCCGGCACCACCGGCUUUCCACCGCUCAUCGACGAUGCCCCACCCAUCGUCCUCGCGCAGGAAGGAGUCCGCUGCGCCUCGAUCUUCUGGUCUACGCGAAACCACUACUUCUGAGCAAUACGUCAACCCCGAAAGAGAUGCCUUCCCUACCAUCCCACCGGUACAGCAGACUACGCCCAGCAGCACCAAGAAGGUUUACUAUUACCCGGUCAGUGGAGGUGGUGUCUCUGUCCGCCCGGAAGAAAUUCCAACCGCCGCUCGUCACGUGCCGCGCGAACCAUCACGCUACCAACGGUCGCCAUCGCCAUCGCCAAUCGGCAAACCCCCGAUUGGCGCUAACCGUCCGGUAGAGCCCACCACUUCCUACAAGACGGCGCCGCGCCCAUCCAUGCCGAGCCGCAACGAGUCGUACCGUACAGUGUCGCCCGUUCGUGGCUCCGAAGAUCGCGGACGUUCUGGAAGACCCAAGCUCUACGGAGAAAUUGGACGCCAGCCUAGCUUCGACCCCAACGAUGUGCAGUUCAGUCGCCGAUAUGGCCCAGAAGACGUCAGAUGGGCGCCCAGAUCCGGCGAGCCUGACAAAGGAUACUCUACUAAGCCUUCUUUGGGCAGAACUGCAACAUAUGUCUACUAG
Molecule: messenger RNA, 1779 nt
Organism: Bipolaris oryzae ATCC 44560
Lineage: Eukaryota; Fungi; Ascomycota; Dothideomycetes; Pleosporales; Pleosporaceae
Exons: 1
Coding region: 1-1779 (592 amino acids)
Source: RefSeq, a predicted model, not a curated record